AUGGCGGGCUCUACUGCCGUUGCUGCUUCUUCCAGUAGUGGGACUCAGCCGCAGUCGCAGCCGGCGGCGCAUAUUAUGUCCGCUAGAGUGAGGAAAACGAUACAGUCGAUUAAAGAGAUUGUGGGGAAUUUCUCCGAUGCUGAUAUCUAUAUAGCACUCAAGGAGUCCAAUAUGGACCCUAAUGAAACUGCCCAGAAGUUGCUUAGCCAAGACCCCUUCCAUGAAGUGAGGAGAAGAAAGGAUAGGAAAAAGGAGACUAUGGGUUACAGGGGUUCGGGAGAGUUCAGAAGAGGUUCUGAGAAUUUUGUUCAAGGAGUUAGGACAUUUAAUGACCGCAAUGGCAGACGAGGAGGCUACAUCCGCAAUGCUGUCCCUAGCAGUAGUGGGCCGAGCAGAGAGUUUCGUGUUGUGAGGGACAAUAGAGUCAAUGGAACUACUAAUAGAGAACUGAAGUCUGAUUUUUCUGAGAGUUCAUCGUCCAAUGAGCAUGCCGUCAAGGGGUCAACUUCGAAGUCAAGUGCUCUGAAAGCGUCUGCUGAACUCGGUCCCUCUCAGGCUACUAAUGGUCCUACUGUUUCUCAAGGUGUUAGACACAACAGAGAUGGUAACUUGAGGGGAACUGAAUCGAGAGCUAAUCUGGAUGAGAAAAGGGCAGUGACACCCGGUGCAGCUUCACGAGUACAGGGAGGAAGACCUAACAGUUCUCAAAACCAGUCUACUGUAGUUGGAGUGUACUCCUCUUCAACAGAUCCUGUUCAUGUUCCAUCUCCUGAUGCCAGACCAACUGCUGCUGUUGGAGCUAUCAAACGUGAAGUUGGUGUGGUGGGUGGUCGCCGACAAAAUAUUGGAAGUCCUAUAAAAGAUCUAUCUGCAACUAGUAGUUCAUUACCGAGUUCUGCAUUGACCAAAGAUAGCUCUUUGUCGGAGCCAUUCCAACCUUUUCUUGGAAUCUCUAAGAAUGACCAAGUCAGUCAUCAAGCUAAUGCAAGUGAAGCUGUUGCGUCUGGUGUUUCUGUUAGCAGAUCGUUCUUAGGCGGUCAGUAUAACAGCAGACCUCAUCAGCAAGCUGCAGGUCAUCAAAAGGCUCCUCAGCAUAAUAAAGAGUGGAAACCUAAAACAAGUAAAAAGUCUAGUGCCAAUGGACCUGGAGUGAUCGGAACACCCAAAAAAUCAAGCUCACAUGUUGGUGAUAAUUCUAAGGGAUUGGAAGCUGUAGCUGCUGAUUUGCCUGAUAAGUUUUCUCGGGCGAACAUCAAUGAGAACCAGAACGUGAUCAUUGCGCAGCAUAUUCGAGUGCCUGAAACUGACCGUUGCAGGCUUACCUUUGGAAGUUUUGGGAUUGAGCUUGAUUCCCCCAGGAAUUUGACUGCUGGAUUUUCAACAGUUGGAGUUACAGAAGAAAGUAACAGGGAAUCUACUACAAGUUUGACCGCAUCUGUUACGGAGUCUACUGGAGAUGAUGCUUCUGGUACCAAGAUCGAUGCAGUAUCAGAUGAGAAAUUGAGACAUUCUGGCUCCGCUUCUCCAGCUUCGGGUGGGGCAUCUGAGCCACAGUUGCCUGAUAAAUCUCCUAGUUCUCCGAACUUGGAUAAUUAUUCGGAUAUUGGUUUGGUUCAAGAAAGCAGUCCGUCUUACGAUCACAUCGAGUCACACCAGCAGCAUCAAGAUCUUUCUGAAUCACAGAGCUUUCAAGGGUAUGAUCCACAGGUGGGUUAUGGUAUGUCGUACUUUAGACCUUCAUAUGAUGAAACUGCAAGAGGACAGCAGGGUUUGCCUUCUCCCCAAGAGUCUCUAGCUUCACACACUCCCCACAGCAUUCCGUCAUCCACAAUAUCGAUGGUACAGCAGCAGCAGCCUCAACCAAUUGCCGCUCAGAUGUAUCAACAAGUGCACAUGCCCCAUUUCGCCAACAUGAUGCCCUUUCGCCAAUUUGUUUCUCCAGUUUACCUACCACAGAUGGCCAUGGCUGGCUACUCGAGCAAUGCUGCUGCAUAUGCACACCCAUCAAAUGGCAGCAGUUAUGUGCUAAUGCCUGGAGGUGGGUCUCACCUCAAUGCGAAUGGGUUAAAGUAUGGCGUUCAGCAGUUCAAGACGGUUCCUGGUAGCAGUCCCUCUGCUUAUGGAAAUUUCACUAGCCCAACUGGAUAUGCGAUGAAUGCUCCUGGUGUGGUUGGGAAUGGAACAGGACUUGAAGACCCUUCUCGGAUUAAGUAUAAGGAUGGAAACCUCUACGUCACUAAUCCACAGGCCGAGACAUCUGAGAUGUGGAUUCAGAACCCAAGGGAUCUCCCCGGCAUGCAAUCUGCUGCUCAAUACUACAACAUGACAGGACAAUCGCCACACGCUGCUGCUUAUCUGCCGUCUCACGCUGGUCAUGCAUCGUUCAAUGCCGCUGCGGCACAAUCUUCCCACAUGCAGUAUCCUGGGUUGUAUCCUUCUGCACAGCCAGCUGGGAUGGCCAACCCGCACCAUAUGGGUCCUCCAGUGAUGGGCGGUGGCGUUGGUGUAGCGCAAGCUGCACCUGGUGGUCAAGUAGGUGCUUACCAGCAGCAGCCUCAACUGGGUCAUCUCAACUGGACCACAAACUUCUGA
Molecule: messenger RNA, 2592 nt
Organism: Linum trigynum
Lineage: Eukaryota; Viridiplantae; Streptophyta; Magnoliopsida; Malpighiales; Linaceae
Source: the annotation of a GenBank genome assembly